This is a messenger RNA of Erythranthe guttata (spotted monkey flower), 2643 nucleotides long. RefSeq names its product myosin-binding protein 7. Lineage: Eukaryota; Viridiplantae; Streptophyta; Magnoliopsida; Lamiales; Phrymaceae. The record is from RefSeq and is a predicted model, not a curated record.
CCACGCGCGAUUUGUGUUGAACUUUAUUAGAUUAGGUCAAAAGUUGUCUAAUGAAGUUCCUAUUAUACCCUCCACUCGGCCUCUCAUCUCUUCAGCUUCCACUUUCUCUCUCCGACUAAUAAACGAUAAACGAUUCUCUCUCUAAAAAAACAGCAAAUCAGAGUUUCACGGAAAACGAAGCAAAUCAAAACCAAAGAAAAUCCAAAAGAAAAAAAAACAUAUUAUUAUACAGAUAAAAGAAGAAACGACAUCUAAAAGGACUAGGGUUUGAGAUCCCCUCCCUCCACCUCCCCAGUUAUAUUUUCCUUUCCCUCGCUUUUCCCUCAAUCGUCGUCGUCGUACACCGGAAAUUUAUUUUUGAUUUUCAGAUCAGAUUUACCAGACAACAUCCUCGAAUUUUCCCGAGAACAUUAUUCUCUGAAUUCACGGCUGAGAAGCAUUUUCCCGGGAAAAAUAAUCAGGGAAUUUGAGGCGAUAAUUUUUUGAUCUGAAACCAUUGAUUUUUUUUGUUGAGAUUGAGGGAAGGGGGGAAAUAUUGUACAUAAACCUGAAGGAGAGUUCAUCAAUAUAUACAGGUGGAGGAGCUGGAGCUUUUGAUUUCUGAACCUUUUUUUUGAAGAUUUAUGUCGUUAUCGUGUAAAAUUGACAAUUGCGUGUUGAAAAUUGUAAUUGUUGGUGUUUUGAGUUUGUGUUGGUUUGGAUGUGUAUUGUUCCAUGGAGUCUCAAAAUUCGCCUCCAUCGACGAGCCUGGUCAAAUGUUGCGACUGUGGGUGCAGCAGCUGUUCGAUGAUAAACAGGUCCCUUUCUGGGACUUAUCUUCGUUCUGUCAAGCGUAAAUAUGAUGAGUUUGAGGAAGAAAACAGGUUCACGAUUCCAGGAUUCAUCAUACCUCAGAAUGCCCGUGUGGAGAUAGCAAACGAGUGCACCGCACUGCGGGAAACAGUCGGCAGUCAACAGCAGACAAUUCAGGAUCUUAUUUCCGAGUUGGACGAGGAGAGAAAUGCAUCAUCUUCGGCUGCAAACGAGGCCAUGUCUAUGAUUCUUAGGCUGCAGAGAGAGAAGGCAGAGAUUCAGAUGGAGGCGAGGCAGUUUAAGAGGUUCGCGGAGGAGAAAAUGGCACAUGACCAGCAAGAAUCUUUGGCGUUGGAGGAUUUGUUGUAUAAGAGGGAUCAGGUCAUUCAGUCUCUUACCUGUGAGGUGCAGGCAUAUAAACACAGAAUGAUGAGUUAUGGACUCACAGAGGCCGAGGCUGAAGGAGCCGAUGGAGAAAAGGGUAUGAGCCGAAACACUAGCAUGACCGAAAACACGGAAGGGCAAUACGAAUUUCCACCUUAUGAUAUUUACCCUCCUCUUAAGUGCAAUAUAAACGAAUCCCAUCUUUAUCCAGAUGGUGACGAUGAAUCUGCUGAUGUUGAGAAAUAUGCAUUUGGGGAAACUCCACGCUCUCGUGAUCACUUAAAGGAUUUGGAGUACCGAAUCAAUCAAUUGGAGAAAAGUCCGAGGACCAUUCAGCCUGAUAAGGAAUUUGUUGGCUCGAAGAAUGUGCUCGAAAAGGUGAUAGUCGGUCAAUCUCCAAGACGCUCUAGGCAUUUCAGGAAGUUUUCUACCGACAGUUCAAAUUCAAAUUUCGCAAUGGGUAGAGAUAUGGGACCAGAUUCUCCGAAGAUUGGUAGCAGUUUCAAGAAGACAGAAAUUUCCCAUAUGGAUGCCAACUCUAAUUUGAGGAAGGUGGAUAAUGCAUCGGAAGCUGGAGAUGACAUGAACGACAGAGUUUACACAAUUGAUUCCAUUCAUCAAGGAGCUACAACUAAAGGUGUUGUGGAUCACAAGUCUUCUUUUGGAAUUGCUGGGGAUGACUACAUAACAACUCCUAGGGAUUCACUAAAUAAUUCCGACGUUAGAGACCUAGAAGUCCAGAAGCUGUAUGCAAGGCUUCAUGCUCUCGAGGCUGAUAGAGAAUCAAUGCGGCAGGCAAUUAUUUCUAUCGGGACUGAUAAAGCACAACUUGUACUGUUGAAGGAGAUCGCUCAGAACUUGUGCAAAGAAAUGUCACCAUCAAGGGAAAUGCCAGUGCAGAAGCAGUCUGUGGUUAGAAGUUUUUCGUUCAUGGCAAUGUUCAAGUGGAUCGUUUCUUUUGUUUUAUGGAGGCGAAAAGCAAGCCGAUGCAAGUACAUGUUUGGGUUAUCGGCCAACAACGAAGGGUUGCUAGUGCUUUUAGACCGAGGUCCUCGUGUAGGACAUUGGAGAUUAUUAUCAUCAACUAUAAAAACGUCAAAAUAAUAUAUCCCUCCGUGAAACUCUACGGUCACCCGUUUCGAUGCUUGGUUUGAGCUGCUUUAUAUAUAUAUUUGGAUUUACGAUUUUUCUUCUUUUUUUUUGAUUUCUUGUUGCCAUGGGAAUUGGUAUUCGUUAUCUUGUAUAUGACACAUUUUAAACACAUCCAUUUGUUGAUAUAGGAUAUCUUUCUUUUCUUUUCUUUUUCUUUUUUUCUUUUUUCUUUUUCCUUUUUUUUUUUUUUUUUUUUUUUCUUUUUUGUUAAUUCCAGUGGGAUACAGUGUGUCCUUGUGGGGUUUGUGGAAAUUUAGUGAAGAUGUAACUUAGUUUUAGUAUCACCUCUUGUAUAAUAUACGUCCAUUUGAAGAA